UAAUUUUAAUUAAAAAGAAGUUAUUAUUAAUAAACGUCCUUUUAUCAUCCGUACCUUCCGUUGUAGUAAAAAAACAAAAUUUAAUACUGGUCCAGUGUAUUUGUAUAAAAUGUGCCUACGGUUUAAACAUCUGUGGCAAGGCAACAGAGUUUGUAAUUUCUCCUAACCUUAUCUGUCUGUACUUUUUUCAUGUUUGGUUUCUGCUUUAUCAAUUUCUAAUUAAUGUUAUCUCAUUAGGUAUUCGCUGAAGUCCAAGUUCAGUCAAGUGAUUAUUUGCCAAUAUUUGUGGAAAUUGUAUAACUUCAGGAAUGGAUUUGUAACAUAUUUUCGAUGAAAUAAUGGAAAUUGAUGAUAGACAAGCUUCUCAAAUCCAUGGGAUUAUUAGUUCAGAUUCAGACAGUGACUACAACAGUAGAGAAUUCGAUGAAGAAUACUACUCUCUCAAACCUCCCCCAUUGGAAUACGAGUCAAUUAAAGAUAAAAUUGUUAUCGUAUCUCGAAAACAAAUAGUGAAUGCUUGGAUGGAACGAUUAGAAAACUCUGAGAAGAACAACGAAGAAAAAACUAAAUCUGUUGGUAACGUGACGCUAGUAACCAAAACGAAAAAGAAGAAGAAAUCAAAGUCUAAGACAGUUAGUAACGUGGAGAGCUCUGGGAUAGCCGCAGUUAGCAAUGAUAAAGUAAACAAUGAGUUCUCUGAAUUAAAGGAAUGUGUAGAGGAUGAAAUUCACAAUAAACCGGGAACCAGUGCAGUGGUUAGUAAUGAAGCUUCAAGAUAUGUAAUACUUCCUGAUCUACCUAAGAAAGUAGCACAGAAAAUGUUAAAAGAUAAUGCUCAAAAACAAGUAUUUAAUAGUCUGUCAAAUGAAAGCUUGGGCAGCUUUGUCAGUACAAAGAAAAAAGAAGCAACUAAAAUUAACUCGCCAAAGAUAUUUUAUGAUUCUGAUACUCUGAAGAAAGUGGAAGAAAAACUGAGCGGACUGGAAAAUGUUUGGCACUCGGGAUUGAGUGACAAAAUUGUCCUGCAAGAACAAAACUUACAGCGUCAGAAGGAAAGUGAAAUGUAUGAAUUUUGGAUGAAAUCAGCUCGUAUGGCAGUAAAACCAGAACAAUCACUCAAAAAGGAGGGUAAAACUGUUAAAAACAACGGAAAAACCAAAAACGAAUCAAAAGCAUUAGUUGUAGAAACACAGAGUACAGAUCUACCAAAAAGUAUUAAGAAAAUUAAGAAAGAGGCUGCGGAAAAGGAAAAAAUGCAGAUCAAUAGCAAUUCUAAGAAAAACUACAUGCAAGAAUUAAACUUACAGUGUCAAAAAGAAACAGGAGGUACAAAUCUACCAAAAAGUAAUAAGAAAAUUAAAAAAGAGGCUGCGGAACAGGAAAAAACGCAGAUCAGUAGCAAUUCUAAGAAUAACAACACGGAAGAGUUAAACUUACAGUGUCAAAAAGAAAUCGAUAUGUAUGACUUUUGGAUGAAAUUGGCGGGUGUUAAUGUGAAACAAAAAAAAAACGUAGAGAAAGAGGAAAAAACUGUUAAAAACAAUGAAGACACCGAAAAGAAAUCAAAAAAACUGGUCGUAGAGUCACAGGUUACAAAUGUACUAGUACACGAUAAGGAAGUUGAGAAAGGGUCUGCAGAAAAGAAAAAAAAUGAGGUUAGUAACAAUUCUAGGGAAAACGACGCCCAAUAUUCCAAUUCAAGACUUCUAGAAAAAGAAACGAUGGAACAAGUGUGGCAUCUUAAUAAUUAUGUUAAUAAUCAAAUUACCGCAGCGUCAUACGGCAUUGAAAGCCCUACUAGGAUUAAUUAUGAGACAGAAAAAGUAAAUACAAUAAUAAAAGCUAAGAAAAAAAUGAAAAGAAAGAAGAAAACUAAACAAGCAGACGACGUAUCAGUAAACCAAAGUUUGAUGAACGAGGCAGGUAACGAUGAAGUCAUUUCACUAGAGAAUGUGACCAACAAGGCUGAAGGUAACUCUCUGGUGCAUACAGGUCCUAAUGAAACCAUAGAAAUGUCUCGUAACGAAGAAAAAUAUAACCCCGAGCUGCUUGAUAUAGAUCUCGUGGAACGAAUUUGGUUUCUGCCUGAUAAUGUCCAUAACAAACUUCAGUAUAUUACCGAAAUUCAAGCAGCAGCAGUUGGAGAAAUUAAAACCAAAAGGAAGAGGAAGAAGAAAUCAAAACAAUUAGUUGUCGAAUCGGGAAGUGUGAAUCAGCCGGAAAACGUUAAGGAUAUUAAAAAGGAAGAAGCGCAAAUCAUUGAAAAUUUUAAAGAAACCAGCAUGGAAAUAUCAAACUCAAGACUUUUAGACACAAAAACUACAGGAAACCUGUGGUAUUUUGAUAAUAUUGUCGAUAAUCAAAUUCAGUGGUUUACCACACUAUCAAAUGGUAUUGAAAGCGACCCUAGAAAUAAUAAUGAAAUAGAGGAGACAAGUACAGCAAUAAAAACUAAGAAGAAAACUAGAGGAAAGAAGAAAAGUAAACAAAUAACCGAUACAUCAGUAAAGGAAAAUUUGAAGAACGAGGCAGGUAACGAUGAAAUCAGUUCGGUAGAAAAUGCGACUAACCAAGCUAAAGGUAACUCUCUGGUGCAGACAGAUUCUAAAGAAACCAAAGAAAUAUAUCAUAAUGAAGAAAAAUAUAACCCCCAGUUUCUUGAUGUGGACGUCAUGGAACAGAUUUGGUUUCUGCCUGAUAAUGUCCACAACAAAAUUCAGUAUAUUACCGAAAUUCAAACACCUACAGUUGAAGAAAUUAAAACCAAAAGGACGAGGAAGAAGAAGAAAAAAUCAAAACAAUUGUCUGUGGAUCUACCACCUGAAAUUAAUCCACAUAAUAAAGUAGGCCAAGACCUUGAAAAAACAAAUGAAGAUAGAAUUCAGAUGGAGGAGCAGCAAACAGAUAAUUCAACAGUCGUUUUGGAAAAGCAACAGAUUGCCCAGGAAUGUAUGGAUGCAAACACGAAAAGAAAUGAAAUUAUCAGUCACGAGGAUAUUCCGAUAAAUAAUGACUUAGAGACAACAUUGAAUCACCCAACAACUCUUGAAAACCCCGACUGUGUCUUUGGUGAGGAAUUCAAAUAUUUCAUACAAAACAUCGAUUGUGAAGACACUAGCAUUGUUCCAAACUUGAGCGCCUUUAAAUAUGAACAAUUACAGAGAGCGUAUAUGGCUUAUCAGGAAAAAAAAAACGUUGCCAAAAGUGGAAAUGUCGUGAACAAAGUUGCUACGAAAAAUCAUACGAGUGAAAGGAAUAUUGUUCGGCACUCUAUCGAGAAUCCAAAUACCAUGCUAAACGUCUAUUUCAUGUCUACGUCAAUUCCGAAUUAUUCAAACGGGAAUUGCAUAGCAUAUCUUGAUGAAACAAAUACUGUUAACGGAAUGGCAAAAGUAUCGGAAGAAUGUCAGAUAAAGGAGAGAAAUCUAGAAGCAGUCAAUAGAAUUACAGAAAAUUCAGUUCCCGCAGUCUUGGAAGAUACUUCUAAUGUUAUCAAUAUUCAUUCCUCUCCCAAAUUUUCGGAAGAAACUGUGAGUACUAGAUUUAAUUCUGAAGGUGAAACUAACAUAAAUAUAUCGCUUGAUAAUUUCAGUCAAAUUGAAAAGAAAUAUUGUAUAAGUGAUUCAAUGGCAGAUUUGAAGACAAAUUCAGCGACUACCAGACUUUGCGAUAACACUUUCGCUACAUCCAAAGAUUUCGACGAGUCGUUUGGAAUUUUUUCCAGAACUUACAACGAUGCGAUAGGCUUCGAUGUAAUUUCAACAUACAGUGUUGAUAAAUAUAAACAGUUAUAUAGAAUAAUGUAUGAAGGAAGAAAAAAGGACAGUUCUGCUGGUAAUGAAAUUAAGAAAACAAAAAACACGGUUCAAGACGCUAACGGACUUUGGUAUCAUUUAGACACUUCAAAUGAUGACUUUAAGCACAAUUCCCAGAUAACACCUACAUGUAGCACCUCAACUUCCGGUCAACAUAAUAUGAAAAACGAUUAUGGUGUUUCUGAACAAGGUACGAGAAAUGUACCAACAUUUUCCUGGAGAGGUGAAAAUUAUUGUAGCCGUUCUUCCAAACAAGCAGAAAACAGAAAUAAUUCCAAUGUGACAAUCGGAAAUGAAACGCCAUACUAUGAUGAUCCUAUUCGUAAAAUAGAAGCAAGGGAUCAUACGGGUAAUACUGAGAAUGCAAGGGAUUUAUUAAUUUUAGCAUUGUUUCAUGUUUUUUUAAUUUGGGCUGUGGCCUUUGUUAUUGCCAAUAUGAUAAAGAGUGUCGUUUCAUUUUUGUAUGAUAAUAUUUUUCUUGUGGCCUUUGUAAUUUUUAUGUGCGUGAAAUUUAAGUCUUGACGGGUGUGAUGUAAAUAAAGUGAUCAUGCCUCUCUUAUAUUUACAUAAUUAUAUAUUAAAAUUUUACAAACUUUAA
Molecule: messenger RNA, 4413 nt
Organism: Anoplophora glabripennis (Asian longhorned beetle)
Lineage: Eukaryota; Metazoa; Arthropoda; Insecta; Coleoptera; Cerambycidae
Exons: 3
Coding region: 339-4337 (1332 amino acids)
Source: RefSeq, a predicted model, not a curated record